Molecule: messenger RNA, 807 nt
Organism: Fusarium graminearum PH-1
Lineage: Eukaryota; Fungi; Ascomycota; Sordariomycetes; Hypocreales; Nectriaceae
Exons: 1
Coding region: 1-807 (268 amino acids)
Cellular component (GO): nucleus; cytoplasm
Molecular function (GO): RNA polymerase core enzyme binding; RNA polymerase II CTD heptapeptide repeat phosphatase activity
Source: RefSeq, a predicted model, not a curated record
AUGGCGUCAAGCUCGAAGCAACCGCCAAAGGGUAUUCUCAAGAAGCCCAAGUCUAUCCAAGAGAGAAACGCCGACCCCAAAGAGAUCGCUCUCGCGCACGCCAAUAUCAUCCAGCAUCGCAAAGACCUUGAAGCAGAAAUCCUCGAGAGCUUGGUCAUCCUGUCCGAAUAUCCCCAAGUCCGCAAACCUCCCCAUAACGCCUCGAAUCCCGCCUCGUCCGACAUAGCCGAUUUCAAAUCCCAUGUUCGUCUAUUCCAGCCCUCAGACUACGACGACCUCAUCAUUGAACGCAAUGUGAAUGAUCUUUGUGGCUACACUCUCUGCCCUCGACCACGACGGAAUAUGGGGCCUGGCGGUCAGUGGAAGAUUGCUUCCAACGGCAGUAUCAUGAAGCGCGAGGACCUUGAAAAGUGGUGUUCGCAGCAGUGUGCCCGCCGCGCUCUCUAUGUCAAGGUUCAGCUAAAUGAAACAGCAGCCUGGGAACGUGCAGGCAUCCCGGAUAUCGAGAUCGAUUUGCUUGAUGAAGACAAGUCCCAGGAAACAGACGUUGAUCGGGCUGCCCGAGAGUUGGGCAAACUCAAGCUUGAGGAGCAACGACAAGCUGCCCGUGACACUGCGGCUCUUGCCCUUGAGCGAGGUGAACCUGAUGCAUCCAAAAGCAAGAGCAAGAAGAUCAACAUUACGCUUAAGGAGAAGGAUGCAAAGGCACCUUCCACAAUGCCCAGCAAGCCUGAGGUCUACGACGAACACUUGCUUGUUGAAGGCUACAAAACGAAACUCAAGCUGGAGGAUAAGAAGGAGGCGUAA